GAGAGGGGGAGAGGAGGAGAGAUAAAGCUGAAGGUGAGUGUGAAACGGAGCUCUAACUUUACUGAGCCAAGCUGGCUUCUGUAUGUUGCUGCAGGAGCAACGCUGACGACGUGAAAGGCCUGAAGCUUCAAUCCAGUCUGGACUUCUGACUCAGCACACUUGGCUGAUGGCCACUCCUGCCCUGGUGUGAGGGACCGGACGCCACCACUUAUUCCGCGCAUUUAUGGACUUCCUGUCAGUCGUAGUAAGCCAGCUGAGGAGUCCCUGAAUCGUUUAAUCUCCAAAGAGAUGAGACAAAGCCCUGGCUGAUGUUUUCUUUCCAGGUGAAAUUAUGACCCUGCUGGUAAAGUGAGGUGCGCGCCAAGAAGAGUCUCGCUAAAGAGCUGUGGUGACCAUUCUGCAGUAGAAACGCGAAGAAAAAAAAGAUGUCUUGUCUGUCAUUUACCCCUGCACUCUACCUUGAUGCCCACUCCGUCUUUGUCGUUGGACUGCUGCUGCUCGUCCACCGGGGGCCCUCCGAGGUCAGCUGCCAGAAUGACACGGAGCCGAUCGUGUUGGAGGGAAAGUGUCUGGUGGUGUGCGACUCCACCCCGUCGGCGGAGCCGUCAGGUAAUGCCCUGGGCAUGUCAGUGAGGUCAGGAACUGGGCGGGUGGCAUUUUCGGCCAUUCGUAACACCAACCACGAACCCUCAGAGAUGAGCAACCGAACCAUGACCAUCUACUUUGACCAGAUCAUAGUGAACGUUGGCAGCCAUUUCGAUCCAGCAACAAGCAUCUUUGUGGCACCCAGAAAAGGAGUCUACAGUUUCAGCUUUCAUGUUGUCAAAGUUUACAACCGGCAGACGAUACAAGUGAGUUUGGUUCUCAACGGCUGGCCUGUGAUCUCAGCCUUCGCGGGCGACCAGGAUGUGACCAGGGAAGCUGCCACCAAUGCGGGUCUGGUGAUUAUGGAGAGGGGGGACAAGGCUUACCUCAAACUGGAGCGGGGGAACCUAAUGGGAGGGUGGAAGUACUCCACCUUCUCUGGGUUUCUGGUGUUCCCGUUGUAGGGUUGACUGAGGUAGGAUUAUGAGAGCUGGUGUUCUGACCAUAGUCACAGGUGUGGAGGGGAGGGCGGGUGUUACAUAAAGAGUUCUUUGUUACUUUCACAGCCAUCAACACGAAGGAAGAGGAAUUAACUGAUACAUUGAACUGCACUGACGCAUCUUGAUGUGUAUCGAUGAAUUGGUGAAUUCACCUUGCACCAAAUAAUCUUGGAUGUAUUUUCCAUUUCCAUUGCAUUUUUAUGGCUUAUUGUGUGUUUUUCUGUCA
This is a messenger RNA of Pundamilia nyererei, 1311 nucleotides long. RefSeq names its product cerebellin-1. Gene Ontology annotation, cellular component: glutamatergic synapse; synaptic cleft. The record is from RefSeq and is a predicted model, not a curated record. Gene Ontology annotation, biological process: maintenance of synapse structure. The coding region runs from base 426 to 1049 and encodes 207 amino acids. Gene Ontology annotation, molecular function: protein binding. The transcript is spliced from 4 exons. NCBI's taxonomy places the organism in Eukaryota, Metazoa, Chordata, Actinopteri, Cichliformes, Cichlidae.